AUGUUUCUUGCCAGGCGAUCAGUGGCUCCAGCCCGGCAGGCGCUGCGACGCCAGCAGCCUCGCCGUUUUGACUCUCAUGCGGCGCAUCACGACCACCAUCAUGCCGGGCCUGUGAACGAAGCCUUUGGUCCUGGUUUCUACAUCUCUAUCGCCACUCUCGCCUCGGGGUACCUCCUCUACCGAGUCAGCAAGGCCAAGCAGGAAUCCGGCUCGGAGUCUUGGAUCACCGGCCUCAUUCAGAAAUGGACUCCCCCAGAGGAGCUCUGGGAGAGAAGAAAUGCCAUUCGCUCAGCAGCUAUGGACAAGGCCGCUGAGGACCGUCACUUGUUCAUGAGCGCCGCACAGCCCAGUACGAUUGAGCUGAAGGACCCUGAUAUCUUCAACGCCGGCUCCCCUUACAACGUCGCUGCUGGCACCACCGCCGACCUGAGCGCCGUUGCCGCGCACUACCACAAGAAGAACCAGGCGAUGGAGGAGGCGCGUGUCGCGCGCAUGAAGGACGGAAAGGUGGUAUCUCUCUAUGAGUAGGCUAGAACAAAACCUACAUAUACGAAUUCGUUCCGUCAUUGAGAAAACAACUGGGUUGUGCGCGUUGUAUUGUACAUAUAUCAGGACACGGCUUCCUAAGAAUUUCAUUGCUUCAUUACUUUUACUUCCCAUCCGCUGUUCGAUAGGAUGCACACGAGUGCCAUUGCCCUAUCUGGGGGGUUUUCCCCGGAUCGAGAAUAAUCGAAACAAUAUGCUUGCUAGAUUCGAUUUUAGUCGACAAAUCGUAUUUUUUAGUUAGUGGAGAAUUCUCCUCCGUAUCUAUCGAACACACCUAUUUUUAGGGAGAAUCUACUACUAAGGGACGGAGGAUCAUUGAAACAGAUGUAAAUCUAAGAAAC
Messenger RNA from Paecilomyces variotii, 887 nucleotides. Its product is annotated as putative NADH-ubiquinone oxidoreductase 178 kDa subunit. The coding region runs from base 1 to 528 and encodes 175 amino acids. The transcript has 3 exons. Lineage: Eukaryota; Fungi; Ascomycota; Eurotiomycetes; Eurotiales; Thermoascaceae. The record is from RefSeq and is a predicted model, not a curated record. Gene Ontology annotation, cellular component: mitochondrion.